This is a messenger RNA of Beta vulgaris subsp. vulgaris (sugar beet), 1812 nucleotides long. RefSeq lists its product as hypothetical. The record is from RefSeq and is a predicted model, not a curated record. The transcript is spliced from 2 exons. Bases 204 to 1472 code for a protein of 422 amino acids. Gene Ontology annotation, biological process: negative gravitropism; response to red or far red light. NCBI's taxonomy places the organism in Eukaryota, Viridiplantae, Streptophyta, Magnoliopsida, Caryophyllales, Amaranthaceae.
UUAAGUCUCGUAUUUAUGCUUUUAACUCUAAUUUAAACGACGGAGUCUUAGAAUGUUUAGGUUAGGCGAAACAUCGGCACCUCUUCUGUCAACCUCUUUCUCUCUCCUCCCUUUCGAUCUCUUCAUUUCUACCAAGAUAAGUUGUGUCAUUGUUGCUCCACGGAAAGUGGUGUUUGUUUGACCACUUUUCCUUUGAAGUAGCUAUGCUACCCACUGAAGUGAAAGAACCUCAACUCCGUGAGAGCAACAGCCAGAAAGUCCACCCUCAACCUAUGGAAGAGGCCAUGAAUCAAAACGUUGAAGCUAUAGAUGCUCUGAUAUCAAGGAUUUUUACGAAUAUUUCCUCUUUAAAGACUGCUUAUAUCCAUCUCCAAGCAGCUCAUACUCCCUAUGAUCCUGAUAAAAUUCAAGUUGCUGAUAAGCAAGUCAUUGCAGAGCUUAAGAAUCUAUCGGAACUUAAGCAUUUUUACCGGGAAAACAAUCCCAAGCCUGUGUGUGUUUCUCCUCAAGACUCGAGGUUAGCUGCAGAGAUUCAAGAACAGCAAAGUUUAUUGAAGACAUAUGAGGUCAUGGUAAAAAAGUUCCAGUCAGAAAUUCAGAACAAAGAUUCUGAGAUAAAUCAGUUGCAGCAUCAGAUAGAAGAGGCUACUCAAAAGCGAGAGAAACUCGAAAAGAAUUUAAAGCUUAGGGGAUUGUCAACAAGAGAUUCAGAAGUUUCUGGAGAGCAAAAGGGAUUUUUCCCUGUGGAUUUGACUCCUGAUUUGUUUAUUUCGGUGGUAGAAGCUGCAUACAAAGCUAUCCAUGACUUCUCAAAGCCAUUGAUCAACAUGAUGAAGGCGGCUGGUUGGGACCUUGAUGCUGCAGCUCAGUCAAUUGAACCAAGUGUUGUUUAUGCAAAGAGAGCUCACAAGAAAUUUGCGUUUGAAUCCUGCAUAUGCCAAAGAAUUUUCUUGGGUUUUCAACAGGAGAGUUUCACAGAGAAACCUGAAGAUCUUUCAGUAAACAGAGAGAGUUUCUUUCAUCAGUACCUUGCUUUGAGAGAAAUGGACCCCUUGGAUGCUUUGGGUCAGAACCCAGAUUCCAUAUUUGGUAAAUUUUGCAGGAGCAAGUACCUAAUAUUAGUCCACCCUAAAAUGGAGGCCUCCUUCUUUGGUAAUUUGGAUCAGAGGAACUAUGUAAUGGGGGGUGGACAUCCACGCACCCCGUUCUACCAGGCCUUUCUAAAACUGGCAAAAUCAAUCUGGCUUCUGCAUAGACUCGCGCAUUCUUUUGAUCCAAGUGUUAAGGUGUUUCAAGUCAACAAGGGAACAGAGUUCUCUGAGGUUUACAUGGAAAGUGUGGUGAAAAACCUAGUACUUGAUGACAACGAGCAAAAACCAAAGGCUGGCUUGAUGGUUAUGCCUGGCUUUUGGAUUGGUGGUACAGUAAUUCAAAGCCGGGUUUACUUGACCGGCAUGAAAGUGGCUGAUUGAUUCUUCUCGUUAACGUUUGAUUCGUGUCUCAUUCGUGUCACUUUCCGUGUAACUUAGCAGUGUUAAUUUUCAUUGUAUGUAAGUCUGUCCUUCUAGUAGCUGGCUGCUGUAUUCUCAGUGCCUUCUUGUUGAAGUGUGUGAUUGUGUCUCCAGUCCUCAAGGGCUGUUGGCAUAAAUUGGUGUUCCAUUUGUUAUGUAGGAUCAACAUCUUCAUGCUGUCUCACAGUGUCUGUAAGACUGUAACUGUGUUGUUAAUGCAUAAUGCACUUUGGUGCAAAAUCUGUGCAUCUAGUGGUUGGUGAAAUAAUAACAAAUGAUGACCAACGUACACUUUUUCUUA